AUGGAAAAAAAUGAUGAGCAAGAAGAAACAGAGUUGCCGAAUGUUGGAAUGGAUGAUGAUGAUGCACUAAAAGAUGCGUUAAGAAAUGUGGGAUCUAUAUAUGAAACUUUUCAUCAGAAAGAGGAUGGUAAUGAUCUUCUUAAGUUUCUUAAAGAAGUGUCCGUCUCAACCGUAGCAUCGGAGUCGGCAUUUAGCACUGAAGGACGAGUACUUGAUCCAUUUAGGAGCUCUUUAAAUCCUAAAGUUGUGGAGUAUCUCGUUUGUGCUCAAGAUUGGCUUCGUAAAUCUGCUCAUUUCAGUAUCGAAGAAAUUCUUCAAGAUGUCGAGAAAAUGAAAAAAGAAGGAAGGGCAGGUGUUGUGGAGUUCAUACAUCGGAGCCCCGAUAGUCCCCACGGUGCAAAUCUCAAGGGUCCAGUGUAUCCUAUUAAGAGCAAUGAAGAUGUUAUGAAUAUGUUUAAAAUUCACUACGGGAAAAAUAUAAUUUCUAUAUAUGCCGAGGAUAAAGCUUUGCCGAUGCGCAUAUGUGAUGCUUUCGGACAUGACAUACGGAUGCUUAAUGAAGGUUUGUUGCUUGAAUGGUGUCGUGGAAUGGAGGAAAGUAGCACUCCGAGGAAUUAUGUUUUUGAGAACGAUAAGGGUUACGAGGAUGAUGGGGGUGAUGACGUUCAUGAGGGUGAAAACGUGCAUGAGGAAAGAGUAACGGAUGAUGUAUUUCGAAAAGGGAAAGGCAUUGCAACUCUAGACUCGGAAGAGGAAAGCAAGGGGGACGAUGAGGACAAUGAUGAAGACGAUGACUCGCAAGGGAAUUUCGAGUACAUGGGUGUUGACGAACCUAUGUGGACCGAUUACACGAAGGGAAUGGACAGUCGUGGUUGGUAUGAGGCUCAAUCGCAUGCAGAAGAAGGGGCAAAUGCGAGCGAUGACGAUGACGAUGAUGAUGCUGAUGACAAUGACAGUGAUGGUGACAAUGACGAUGAUGAUGACCGUGAUCGUGACGAUGACGAUAAUGAAGACAAUGACAAUGACGAUGAUGAAGACGAUGACGAUGAUGAUGAUGAUGCAUAG
Andrographis paniculata is the source of this 1065-nucleotide messenger RNA. RefSeq lists its product as uncharacterized. The record is from RefSeq and is a predicted model, not a curated record. Gene Ontology annotation, molecular function: protein dimerization activity. The coding region runs from base 1 to 1065 and encodes 354 amino acids. The transcript has 5 exons. Lineage: Eukaryota; Viridiplantae; Streptophyta; Magnoliopsida; Lamiales; Acanthaceae.